Messenger RNA from Archocentrus centrarchus (flier cichlid), 4224 nucleotides. RefSeq names its product ATPase cation transporting 13A2 (gene atp13a2). The transcript is spliced from 29 exons. Gene Ontology annotation, molecular function: ATP hydrolysis activity; P-type ion transporter activity; ATPase-coupled monoatomic cation transmembrane transporter activity. Gene Ontology annotation, biological process: autophagosome-lysosome fusion; regulation of mitochondrion organization; intracellular calcium ion homeostasis. Gene Ontology annotation, cellular component: late endosome membrane. Lineage: Eukaryota; Metazoa; Chordata; Actinopteri; Cichliformes; Cichlidae. The record is from RefSeq and is a predicted model, not a curated record. The coding region runs from base 150 to 3626 and encodes 1158 amino acids.
UUUGGACCACGAGACUUUCCGUAGAUAAGUGUCAUUGUAGUUAGGGUAGCUGAAUGUUUCCAAAGAAGCCUUUAUCUCUGUGAGGGGGAACCUGUUUAUCGUUAACAUUACGAUGGUAUGAGAAGAGGUACGCGGGAACUUACGUCGGGAUGAGCAGACGUGGUAGUGUGGCAGAGCUGCAGGGUGGACUCCCCUCACUCUGUCCACGAGACCCCCUGCUAAGUCCCGACUCAUACAUGGAUGUUCAGGGGUAUAAGUGGGUACGUUGGCGAGUGUGGCUGUGUCGUCUGGCUGCCCUGCUGUCCUUGGGUGUCCUCCUGAUUGUGUUUCACUGGCGCCCACGGCUUGCCGUCCUCGCCCGCUGCAGCUCCUGCCCUCUGGCUUUGGCGGAUAUUCUGCUUCUCAGAGACAGUUUUGGCCAGCAGCAUGUGGUGGAGGUCCUCACAGAGGAGAUGGAGGAGGGCAGCUUAGAGUUGCUUGGCCAGCUGGAGGAUGCCGAAUCAAGAGAUACAGUUCAGCUGUACAAGAGGGAGAAAACUCUGCUGCGGUUCUACCUGUUUGAAGGACUGCGUUAUGUCUGGGUGGAAAGGAAGGGCGCGUUCUAUCGUGUUAGUGUCCUCAAUGAGGACUGGACUUGCAAAGAUCUGCAUGUCUUCCAAAAGGGACUGAGCCCCAUGGAGCAGAGCUUUAGGAGAACCAUAUAUGGCCCCAACCUUAUUGACGUUCCUGUGAAGCCUUACAUGAAGCUGCUGUUUGAGGAGGUCCUCAACCCUUUCUACGUGUUCCAGAUAUUCAGCAUCACCCUGUGGCUAAUUGAUAAAUAUUAUUUUUACGCCUUAUGUAUAUUUAUUAUCUCUGUCAUCUCUAUUAGUAUUUCACUUUAUGAGACCCGGAAGCAAAGCAUCACUCUUCGCAACAUGGCCCAGCUGGUCACAAAUGUCACAAUACGCAGGAGCUCAGGAGAGGAGGAGUGUGUGAGUUCGGUGGAAUUGGUCCCCGGCGACUGUCUGAUCAUCCCUCAGGAAGGUCUGCUGCUGCCCUGCGAUGCUGCUCUGCUGGCUGGGGAGUGUCUUGUCAAUGAGAGCAUGCUCACAGGCGAAAGUGUCCCAGUGCUCAAAACACCACUGCAGGCUAGUGACAGGAAGUACAGCUCAGACGCCGAGCGCAGAAACACCCUCUUCUGUGGUACGCAGCUCAUUCAGGCCAAAGGAGGGAGACCAGGAGGUAACGGGGCUGUUGCUGUGGUCACAAGCACUGGGUUUUUCACAGCCAAAGGUGACCUGGUCAGCUCCAUUUUAUAUCCUCAGCCAAUCAACUUCCGCUUUUACCAAGAUGCUGUCAAGUUCGUGCUCAUCCUGGCUUUAGUUGCUCUCAUUGGGACCAUUUACAUUUUUGUGAUCCUCUACAGAUCGAAUGUGACAUGGCUGGAGUUGGUUAUUAGGAGCCUGGAUAUUGUGACCAUUGCAGUACCUCCUGCUCUGCCUGCUGCCAUCACUACUGGCACCAUCUACGCCCAGCGCAGGCUAAAGCAACGUGGCAUCUUCUGCAUCAGUCCACCGCGCAUCAACAUCUGUGGCAAGCUCUCAGUCUUCUGCUUUGACAAGACAGGAACACUGACAGAGGAGGGUCUGGAUGUGUGGGGGGUGAUGGAGGGGGGGCCUGCUGGUUUCUCAGAGCUGGUCUCUGAGCCCCGACACCUGCCUCCAGGGCCCUUGCAGUCUGGCUUGGCCUGCUGUCACACUGUCACGCUGCUGCAAGGUCAGCCCCUCGGAGACCCUUUGGAGCUCAAGAUGGUUGAGUCCACUGGUUGGACUCUCCAGGAGCCAGAUGGAGAUGGUAGUGUGCUGGAUGCAGAGUUUGGAGGCCACAAAGUUUUGGCUGUUAUGAGACCACCUAAUCAACAACCUUAUGGAACUUCCACAAACGAGGCAGUGGCCAUUGUGCAAAGGUUUCCCUUCUCCUCGGCCCUUCAGAGGAUGAGUGUGGUGACGGUGGCUCGUGGGGGGCGCUCAGCUUUUGCUUUCAUCAAAGGAUCCCCAGAGAUGGUGGCCAGCCUCUGUCAACCUCAAACAGUGCCAGAACAGUUCUCCAGCAAACUGCAUAACUUCUCCAGUGAAGGUCUCAGGGUUCUUGCAGUCGCGUAUAAAUCACUAGAUGUGAACUCGGACUUGAGUACCAUUGAGCGAGGGGAAGUAGAGAAAGACGUGCAAUUCCUGGGUCUGCUGAUGAUGAAGAACUUGGUAAAGCCCGAGAGUGCAAACGUUAUUAACAUCCUGAGCCUGGCGGACAUUCGCAGUGUUAUGGUCACUGGGGACAAUGUUCUAACAGCAGUUAAUGUAGCAAAAACCUGUGGGAUGGUGGGAUCUGAUGAGAAGGUGAUAUUUGUCACUGCAACCCCCCACACGGCCCAAUCUAUGCCCACCCUGAGGUUCAGCCUGGAAGAAGAAAGGGCUCUUUUUGGGCAAAGUUCAGCAGAGGUCGUCACACAGGGUUUAUAUCAGGGUGGUUUUGGCUAUCACUUAGCUAUUAAUGGGAAGUCCUUUGCUGCCCUCUGUGACCACUUCCCUGAGUAUCUUCCAAAGGUUUUGAUGAGAGCCACGAUACUUGCACGCAUGACCCCUGACCAGAAAACCCAGCUCGUGAAGGAGCUGCAAAAACUGAACUACCGAGUGGGUAUGUGUGGGGACGGGGCCAAUGACUGUGGGGCACUGAGAGCUGCUGAUGUUGGGGUUUCUCUUUCUGAAGCUGAGGCUUCAGUCGCUUCACCUUUUACUUCCAAGACUGAAAACAUCAGCUGCGUGCCUCUGCUUAUCAGAGAGGGCCGAUGUUCUCUGGUCACCUCCUUCAGUCUUUUUAGAUUCAUGGCGCUGUACAGCCUCAUACAGUUCUGCUCCGUCCUCAUCCUCUACACAGUGAAGACGAGCGUAGCUGACCUGCAGUUCCUGUAUUGCGACUUUUUUCUGGUGACUCUGCUGGCCAUCGUGAUGGGGAGAGGAGGCCCUAGUGAGGAGCUGCACCCUUCCAGACCCCCAGCUAGUCUGUUGGCCCUACCUGUCUUAGGCAGCCUCUUCAUUCACACCUGCAUGAUCACUCUAGGCCAGCUGUCUGCCCUCUUCAUCACCACCUCAGAGGACUGGUAUAUUCCACUCAAUUCAACUCAGUUUGGAACGGCCAAUCUGCCAAACAUGGAGAACACCAGUGUGUUUGCUAUAUCAGGUUUCCAGUACAUCAUCAUGUCAGUGGUAGUCACCAAGAGUUACCCCCACAAGAAACCCCUCUACUACAAUGUGGUUUUCCUCUGUCUGCUGCUCAUCCACUUUGGCGUGAUGACUUGGCUCGUGUUGUAUCCCGGACCUUUCUUUAGCCGGAUACUUCAACUGUACAACUUCUCUGACAUGAAUUUUAAAUUGCUGCUUAUUAGUCUGGCUGCUCUCAACUUCCUCACUUGUUUUGUUGUGGAGGUGCUGAUAGACAUUGGUCUUUUGGAAUGCUUUCGACUGCUGCGUGGGAAGCGUCCAUCCAAGAAACAGUAUAAACGUUUGAACGCUCUUCUGUCCGACUCCACGUCAUGGCCACCUCUUAAUCAAACUCUGUCCCCCACAGAUACAAUUGUGCACUGUAGCUAGCAUCAGCCUGGCUUCUCUUGGACACUAAACUAAACCAAACUAUGCUGUGGAUGUCCAAACUUGACCAACAAUGCAGAGUCAUGUUUACCUCUAAGAAUAAACUAUUUUUAUGUAAGAUGCAAGUCUGUUUUAAACUAUUUUUCAGUUCGUUUUCCAAUGCAAAGCAAUUAACUGGAACUUUUUUUUUUUCCAAAUCAUUUUAUUAAAGUAUUUACAGGCAGUUUGCGUUUGCACUCGGCUAAACCCGUCUCCUGCUCUGCCGCUAGAAUUCCCGAACAAAAAUUGCUUACCAGUACUGUGAAUUCACCCUCAGUUUCUUGUAAUACAGUAAUACAACCAAAAAACCAGGAAGUAAAGAUGUGAUACAGGAGGCACAAGCUGAAUUCAACCACUGUCAGAACUUUUUGUAUUUAUGAUGUUGCACCGCUAAAUAUGGCUUUAUUGAUCUCCUCUGUUUCAAAAAGGUAAACAAACAAAAAAAAAAUAAGUUAUUGGAGACAAUGGUCCUUAAAAGCCACACAGCCAACUGCUCUCCGGAUGGGAUCGAGCUGUCUAACGGCUCCAUUUUAGCAGUGGCCCAUCAAUCACCACUCUGUGA